AGCAAAACAGUUGAAAGCAAUAGAAGUCAAGAUGCUGAAGUUACAAAUAAAGUUUUUGAAAAGUUACAUGAGGAUGGAAAGACAUGUAAAAUGUCAUGUCAGUCUGGAACAGACACUACUGUCAUUGAAGAAACAUUUCUAGCAAAUGAUAACACCUUAACAAGUGACAGUAUGGAAAUUGAUAAUAAAACUUUUAGAACUGAAGGUAAAGCAAGUGAAAAGAAACUUGUUGAAUGCUCCAUAAGUAAUGAUUUAAUUGAUCUGAAAAGCACAAGUAAUAGCAUAUUUGAAAAUCUUCAAGUUUUAGUUGAAUCAAGUGUUGAAAAUCCACAAGUUUUGGUUUCACCAAGUAUUGAAAAUCCUCAGAUUUUAGUUGGACCAAGUGUUGAAAAUCCCCAAGUUUCUAAUGAACAUGAUAUAGUGAUUACUAAUACGAUCUGUGAUAAUAUUAUAGAGUCAGACAUGAUUUCUGAAGUAUUUUGGAAUGGUCAAGGUAUGAAAGAAACAAAAGGUAGUGACAUAAAGUUAAAUACAAAUAAUAAUAAACAUAUGGACACUAUAGAAAAUCCAUGUCCAAUUCCAGUGGUAAAUCCAUUUGAAUCUUUAGGUGAAAGCCAAACUGAAAAUGUUGUUAUAAUUGAACAGUCGGACAAAGUUGAAAAAUUAAAUCAGAAUGUUACUGAUUCAGUUGUUGGAUCAUAUUUAGAAAAGCUUGUUGACUUUGUCAGCAGUGACAAUUUUGAAAGCUGUCAGAGUAUCCAGCAACCAAGCAUGCUUGAAAAUAUAAAAUCUGCAAAUGACAAACACACUGGUACAACUAGUGAGCUUUCAGCUCAAACUACAGGAGAUCCUAGUGUUGUGAUAGAUAAGAAGGAUGAUUUAGGUGUAAAUUUUACAGAUUUGAAUAAUAUCUGUAAUAGAUCAAUAAAUAAGCCAUGUGAGAUUCUGAAUGACCAAGACAAUGGUUUUGAAAUAGAAGCAUUAACAAAUGGUUCUGUGAUUGUAAAUUCAACAGAUACUGUUGAAGACACACAAAUAGAAAAUGCUUUAAAUGUUAGUACAAUUCAACCAAACUUUUGUAAUGACAACAUGACUGGGAUACCACAAUGUCAGGAGUUAAGUCUCAUUGAUAAGGGUAUUUCAUCAGAAUCACUAAAUACCUGUUCAAAUGAUUCUGAUAAUGCUUUAACUGAUGACUUUAGUAAUGGUAAAGGAAAUGUACCAGAAACAGUUGACAGUAAUAAUUACAGUGAAAUUGUACAAGUUAAAAAUGACAGCAUGAAUGUUUUGAUAAAAGACAGAACUACAGAAAUUUAUAAAAAUGUAUCUGGAGAAGACGAUGCCAGUGUUAAUGGUUGCAAUGUGCCAAUUUUAAUCAGUGUCAAUGAAAAUGAGUGCAAUGAGGCAGAAUUAGACGACACAAGUGGUAUGAAUGAACCAGUUAUAAUUAGCAUCCAGAAUGCAGAUGAAAUGUUAAGACAGUCAUAUAAUGAAGAUGUUUUGACUACUGAACAUCUGUCAACUGGUAACAAGGUAGGGGAAAAUGAGAACGACCCUGAUGCUUUUGUUGGAUCAACAAAUCAUGGAGAGGAUGUGUUGUCAAGUACCUGCAUUUCUGAUGCGGAUCAGAAUAAAAAUGUCGAAGUAAAGAAAGGACAAACUGGUUGUUACCCCCUGAGCAAAGUGGUAGAAGGUAAAAGAUACAAGAAACAAGUAAAAGAACGAGAUGGAUAUUUCCUUUGUGAUGUGACAGGCUGUCAAUUUAAAACACAGUACAAGAGUAACGUUGGAGCCCAUUACAAGCACGUUCAUCUGGCGAUAAAGAAACAUAAAUGCGAACAGUGUUCAUAUGCAACACCCAAUAAGUCAAGUUUAAAGCAUCAUAUGCAGUUAAACCAUUUGAAAGAGAAGAAGUUCAAAUGUCCUGAUUGCGAUUAUCUCUCUUUGUUUCAUAGUGAUGUUGUUAAACACGUUAGACAUACACAUAUGAAACAAAAACAAUAUGCGUGUAAUCAGUGUGAGUACAGAACUGGACACUCGCAUAGUUUAAAGUUACACAUAAUGUCGCAUAAUGGUAUACGACCAUAUAAAUGUAGUUCUUGCGAGUAUCGUGCAAAUAACGCAAAUAAAGUUACACGGCAUAUCAAAUUAUGUCAUGCAAAUGAAGUAGGCGUGUCAUGUAUAAAGGAAGAUUUGACGUUUGAAAUUGACGCGAAACAGUUCCAGUGCGAGGAAAUUAUUUCAUAUCAAGAUAUUAAAGUGAUCGAACUUUCAGCAGAAGAGGCUGACAUUGUAAUGAAACAAAGAGAGGUGAAAAAAGAGCAAGAAAAGGAAGCCAAAGUAAUGGAAAAGAAGGCUAAAGAGGCUGAUAAAAAGGCAAAGAGACAGAUGAAAAAGAAAGAGGAAGAAAUUGCGAACAUGUCUGCUUUAAAUGCUAUUGAGAAGUUUUCUAAUUCGAAUACUGUUUCUACAAAAGAGAUGAAAGUUUUUAAGCUUACUCCAGAGACUGCUAAGGCUUUUAUAGAAGCAAAGGUUGCCGAGACGACUGUUUAUACUGAUAAUCGAGGGGAAACUAAAAGAUUUACUAAGAUAUUACAGAAACCUAAGCCAUCAGAGACUACAGGAACUUGAGUGAUUUCAUAUCAAUUUGGAGAUUUAAAUUAGAAAAUUUCAGGAGAUGGAAUGUAUUGAAUGGCUAUUGUUUCUGGCCACCAGAUGGGAAACACAGAUUAAAAAUUUUGAAUUAAACUUUAGGAAAAUAUAUUUAGCGAUGAAGAAAUGUCUUGGUGUAUUAAUUAUUAUGAACAAUACAUGUAAGGUUAUACCAAAUAUUGCUGGAAUUUUAUCUCAAUAUUUCUACCCCAUUAUUUAUGAAUUAAGAACUAGUCAGCACAUUUUGAUACAUUUAAGGUAACUUGUAUGGAAUUUUAUUUGGUUAUGUAAGCCAUACAUGCAUUGUUUGUACAAUGUCUUGUUUUUUCAACGAUGUUUUCUUUAUUUAAAACAAUUUUAAUACUUUCAUGAAAAAAUUAAAUUGAAUUCAUGUUAAUAUCUUGUAAGGCAGGUGCUGUGCAAACUACGAUUUGUUAAUUAAGAGAGUGAAAUAUACAACAUUGGUGAAAAAGUCAUAUACACAUGUAUAAGGGGGAAAAACAACAACAAAAGCUUUUCUUCUUUUAAAUGAGAUAUUGAAAAAUAUCAAAUAAGAUAUGUCAUAUCAUACUGUUUAAAUCUGAAUGAGAUACCAGUUCUAUAUAUUUAAAGAUAUUAGCAAAGGAGAACCCAUGACUUCAAUGAUAACAUCAUACUGUUCUUUAUUAACUUAUAAAUGUAAAGUACAUUAUCUUGGAAAUUUCUGUAACUGUCUUAUCCAUUUCUGGCACACUGGAUUACAAAGUGCUCAGCCAUCAGUUUUUGUGAUGGCCAUGUGUAUGCUUUUGUAGUUCAUUGUACUCCAUACUUUCAUUAGACACUUGAUGGAUUUUGACCAAACUUCACAGGAAUGACCCUAAGGUGGCAGUUACAAAAUGGUUCCAAUCUGAUGCAUAAUCGGGUCAAAAGAGCUAAAAAUAGACUUUUAAAAUGAAAUCUUUUCUCAGAAACUACAUUGCUUAAAGCUUAAAUAUUUUGCAUGUAGCAUCACUUUGUGUCUUUGUCAAAAGCUACAUUUAUUAUCCACCAGGGUCAAAAUUGGUCAUGGCCCACAGGUUACUUACACGUGGCUAAUGUAGACUUAUAUAUUACAUCAAGGCCAAGGCCCAAACUGAAAUAUCACAG
This is a messenger RNA of Ruditapes philippinarum (Manila clam), 3777 nucleotides long. RefSeq names its product zinc finger Y-chromosomal protein-like. The transcript is spliced from 3 exons. Gene Ontology annotation, cellular component: nucleus. Lineage: Eukaryota; Metazoa; Mollusca; Bivalvia; Venerida; Veneridae. Gene Ontology annotation, biological process: regulation of transcription by RNA polymerase II. Bases 91 to 2631 code for a protein of 846 amino acids. The record is from RefSeq and is a predicted model, not a curated record. Gene Ontology annotation, molecular function: RNA polymerase II transcription regulatory region sequence-specific DNA binding; DNA-binding transcription factor activity, RNA polymerase II-specific.